This is a messenger RNA of Lutzomyia longipalpis, 4552 nucleotides long. Its product is annotated as zinc finger protein 420-like. The coding region runs from base 49 to 3006 and encodes 985 amino acids. The transcript is spliced from 8 exons. NCBI's taxonomy places the organism in Eukaryota, Metazoa, Arthropoda, Insecta, Diptera, Psychodidae. The record is from RefSeq and is a predicted model, not a curated record. Gene Ontology annotation, molecular function: DNA-binding transcription factor activity; RNA polymerase II cis-regulatory region sequence-specific DNA binding. Gene Ontology annotation, biological process: regulation of transcription by RNA polymerase II.
UGCCAGAGUUUUGUUGACGAGCACAAUAUACAUUUUUACAUUGCAAAAAUGAGAGAAUAUUUGGGCUUGUAUCCCUUGAAGGAGAGAAUAUUCUUCGUGAAGACAUUCUACAAGAACGACAACGAUGUGAACAGCGUGAAAACGAACUAUUUGUUGGAAUUUGGAGAGAUUGAAGACAUCCCAAGUGAUCAAAUUAUAAACGAUGUUAUAAGUUUGUUCGAGAAAACAGGGAACAUCAGUGAUGUUCCAUUGGAAGACGUGAAUGCUUCUUCCGUCAAGACAGAAUUGGCUGAUGGUGCUAGGGUGGAGAAUGAAAUUUUCUUGGAUACCAUUAAAGUUGAGGAACCAAAUUGGUUGGAUUUGGUUGAUCCAUUUCGCGCGCUUGACAGCAGUGAUGGUCGUAGGAGUCGAAAACAGAAACUUGUGACAAAAAUUGAGGAUAUUGUCUUUGAACCUGAAUUUAAAGCACAAACAAAAAGUAAAGAAAUUGAGACAAAAGAAGAACCUCAUGAUGAGGCAGAAGAAGCAGAUGAUGAUGCGGAAAUGGACGUUGAUGAUCCCAAUGAUUCUGAUUUCGACGAGGAAGACCAUCUGGCUGAUGAUGUGGACUACAAACCGCCGUAUACAAAUACCAAAAAAAAAUCCGGUGCAACAGAGAAGAUAAUACCUCGACCGAGACUUUGUAGGUUCUGCCAUAAGAUGAUCCCUUCGCGAUACCAACUACGACGUCACGUUAAGGCUGUUCAUGCAAAUGAUAAACCCCUACCCGUGCCGAGGGUCUACAAGAAUCCAACACCCUGUAAAUUCUGCGGGAUGGUUUUUAGUGGGAAACACCGUCGAAGGCUGCACUACAGAGAAGUCCAUCCGGAGGAAUUUGCUCGAAGUAAGGAAAUGCACAAAGCACAGAAAACCGCUGAAGAAUCGCAGCAAACACAGGAUGAUGAACAGCAAGUGGCAACGACGGUAGAACAGGAUACAACACAGCAGAAAAUAUCAAAUAAGAAGAUUACCGCGGAGGAUGUUAUUAGAGAAUCCAGACAAGGGGCAAAAGAAAAGGAUUUACCACAAUAUCAAUGUAAAUUCUGCAAAAAAAUGAUUCCCUCAAAGUACCAAUUGCGACGGCAUGUGAAAGAGGUUCAUGCAAAUGAUGAGCCUGAGUAUGAGAAUCCAAUAAUAUGCAAAUUCUGCUGCCGUGUAUUCCCGAAUAUUAAUCAACGACGCAACCACGUGAGGGUAGAUCAUCCCGAGGAACACAGUAAGAUUGUAAAGGGAUUCACGAAAACCCCAAUUGAGGAUCGAACGUGCUCCUACUGUGGGAGAAUAUGCGCCAAAAGGAGUGCCCUCGAUAUUCACGUGAAGGUGAUGCAUACGCACGAGAGUUUAGCCGUUUGUGAGUACUGUGGAAGGGGAUUUGCAACAUUAACUCACCUACGGAGGCAUAUUACCGUGCACACGGGUGAAAGACCCUUUAAAUGUGACUACAAGGACUGUGGUCAAAGUUUCCGCGAGAAGACUAGCUUCAUUGUGCACCAAAGAAGGCACACGGGGGAGAAACCGUAUCAAUGUGAGAUUUGUGGGAAAAGCUUUAAAGAUCAAUCAACAAGAAAGAUUCAUUACCGACAACAUACAGGUGAGAAUCCCUACUCCUGUGAACUCUGCGGGAAAACUACGAAGCAAAAGCAAAAUCUCAAGAGUCACAUGAAGCACUUCCACAAGAUCAACAAUUGGGAUGGUAAAUCUACUAAAGGAUUAAAGCAUGCUGGGUUUGUUUUGACACUUCAUGAAUGUAUUAUUUCUAUUAAAAUAAUUAAGGAAUUAUUGGGGGGGAAAAUGCGAAAUAAUCUAAAUCUCUACACGCUGAACGAAAGAAUAUUCCUCGUGAAGACCUUCUAUAGGAAUGACAGUGAUGUUAAAUGUGUUAAAAGGAAUUUCAUCCAGGAAUACGGAGUACUGGAUGAUGCUCCUGCAGACAGUGUCAUAUUUGAAAUUGUAAAUUUAUUUGAGGAAACAGGAAGUGUGAAGGAAAUCCCUGAUUAUGUGGUUACAAAAGUUGAGAAGGAAGCAUCUGAUAUGGAUGUUGAGUCCGGCGAAGCAUUCCUUGCAAACAUAAAAGUUGAACAGACCCAAGAAUAUGAUGAAAAUGAGGAAGCUGAAGAGAAUCUCCAUGAGAAUGCCUCAGUAGAGACCAAAGGGUUCUGCAUAUACUUCCCAUCAGAGGGCAAAGGUGAAAAGGAUUCAGGGAAUUCGCUAAAGGAGCGAAGGCAACGUGCUAGGAGGAAACCACCACCCGUUAAAGUUCCACUAAAACCCUCAGAUUAUACAAUUGCAGAUGGACAAAUGGCCUGUAGUCGGUGCAAUCAGAAGUAUGCAACAAAGAAAGGUUUACGUCUUCAUCUUUCGCGACAUUUGCAACAGGACCCAGAUACAUGCACGUACUGUUCUGAGACCUUCUUGUCAACCAUCCAGUAUCGCAAUCAUUUGCGUGAGAAGCAUGGGGAUGAUGUGAAAAUAUCCGAGAAGAAGAUUAAGGGGAAAUGUGAGAAGGCGCCUAAAUCACAGAAACUUCCAAUUGCUUGUGAAUUUUGUCCUAAAACCUUCACAUUGGGUAGCCUAUACCGGAAACACUUGGUGAGUCAUUCUGAUAAGCGCGACUACAUUUGCGACACCUGCGGGAAGGCAUUCAAGAAGUUGGCACCACUAAUUAGGCACAUAAAAAUCCACACCGGUGAAAGACCCUACAAAUGUACCUUUCCUGACUGCGAUAGAGCCUACAGAGAUAUGAAUUCCCUCAAACUCCACGGAUUAUGCCACACAGAUGAGAAGCCCUUCUCCUGUGAGCACUGUGGGAAAUGCUUCCGGGAUAGGUCAUACCUCAAGAUCCACUACCGAUCACACACAGGUGAGAGUCCAUACAAAUGCGAAAUCUGUGGGAAGGAAACGAAGCAGAAGCAAAAUCUCAAGAGUCACAUGAAGCAUUUUCAUAAAAUUAAUGAAACCUCUAAUUAAAUUAGCUAAAUCUAGCUACAAUCUUUUGUUUCCUAAUUGUCUAAACCAGGAAAAUUUAUGAAAAAUCAUUAAAAAAAAAUUUCCAUGGCUACACAAUUUAAAUGGAAACCUUUCAAUUUCAUACAUGUUUAGAGGUUUAUACAUCACCCUGAUUUGGGUUAAGUUUGAUGUUAUUUUUCAACAAGCGAAUUUUCUUUUAGAAUUAAUAGAGGAAGAAAUAUUAGAAUUUAGAAAAAUGAGCGAUAAAUUAAGUGUUUAUACGGUGAAGGAACGAAUUUUCUUUGUAACGAUGUUCUUCAUGGGUAACUGUGAUGUUAAUCGGGUGAAAAAUGAAUAUGUCCGGAAGUUCAGCCAUCUAAACAGGACUCCCACAGAUUCCCUGAUUUUUCAAGCUGUGAAUUUGUUUAAGGAAACAGGAAGCGUCCGUGAAGUCCCAGAAGAAACUCCUGAAUCCGCUCUUGAGGAUUUAUUAGAAGAAGAGGAUUUGAUUGAAAAUCCAGAUGAAUGUAAUUCCGUCAAUUCAGUCCUGUCACUUGAAAUAAAAGAAGAAAAGGAUUCAUUUGAUGAUCUUCACGAGGAAGAAAAUACAGAUGAGAAGCAUGAUGGAGGAUUCUCUGUCUUUUUCCCCGAAAAAAUGACAAAUUUAGUAAAGGAUGAAGAAAAUCCGGAGAUGCGCAAAAAGAGAAUUCGGAUGAAGCCAAAGAAACCCUUGAGGGAUGUAAAGGAUUCGGACUACAGAGAAAGUGAGAGUCUCUUUGCGUGCAACAAAUGUGGCAAAAAGUACCUGACAAGAGAAGCCCUAAUGGUGCAUUUGUCGUGUCAUUUGACAAAUGCUCCCCGGGAGUGUAGGUGUCGUUUCUGCUUUGAGAAUUUCCCAACACAAUUCCAUCUGCGUGAUCAUAUAAAAAAGCUACACAGUGAUGAAAUUAAGAAGGAGGAAGAAGAGAGGUUGACGGCAAAACCCGUGCAGGUGUGGCAAUGUAAAUUUUGUUCAAAGACAUUCACGUUGCGAUCAUCAUACCGGAAGCACCUGGAGAUACAUACCAUGGGAAAAGAUCGCAUUUGUGACGUGUGCGGGAAGGGCUUCCGCCAAAUGUCGAACCUGAAGGAACACCUGAAAAUUCACAGUGAUGAAAAAAUGUACAAAUGCACCUUCGCAGAUUGCAACAGGGCAUACAAGCAGAAGACAGCUCUUAAGUUCCACCUGAAAUGCCAUUCAGAUGAUAAACCCUUUCCCUGUGAGUACUGCGGGAAGCAUUUUAAGGAUAAAUCCUAUCUGAAGAUCCACUACCGAUCACACACUGGUGAGAGUCCAUUCAAAUGUGAAUUAUGCGGUAAGGAGACGAAGCAGAGGCAAAAUCUCAAGAGUCACAUGAAGCAUUUCCACAAAAUCACUGAUUCUUUGUAAGAAAAAAAAAUUAGGGGAAAUAAUUUACAACGAAACAUACUGUGGCGAUUUUAUCCUGCCACUGGGAUUGCGCAGAAGAGGAAGAAGAUGUAUGCAGUUAGACUAAACAACUUCAUUAAAGAACUCUUAAUUACUUAA